AUGUCACCAACCGCCCCCCUCGAUUUGGAGAAUGCAGGCCAGCCGACACCCGUAGAGCUCGAGGCCCUGCGGCGUGUCUUCAACUGGAUAGAUUCCGACAAAGAUGGAAAACUAAGUCUGCAGGAAAUCAGCAACGCCCUUACCUCCCUUGGCCACAAAAUGCCCAAAGUGAGCGUGUUCACGCAAGAGAUUGAAGUGAUCAUAUGGGAGCUAGACGAGGACCUAGACCAGCAUAUAAGCUGGGACGAAUUCCUCGUUAUGUACCAAAGAAGCAUUAAUGACCCCACAGGCUUGGAGCCCCGCUCUUUCUUUAAUCUUGUUCAAUUUCUCAUGUACGACACAAACUUUUCCGGAGAAAUCAGUGUCGAGCAAACGCUUCAGAUUCUCUUUGUCCGUUUCGGAAGAGAGUUGCUCGACCAGGAAAUCCAGGCGAUUUUCGGAGAAGAAGAGAAGGGACCUGGGGGACAGGAAAAGCGAAUCACUCUUUCAGAGUACCUAGAGAGAGUCCAGGGACGGCUCAAUAAGCAACGGUACGGGGGAUGUGUGAGUUGUUGCUUUGGGGUUCAAUUGAAGUCCAUGUCUACAGUGGUCAUUUCCAGCAUGACAGCUGUAGACAUUUGA
Molecule: messenger RNA, 621 nt
Organism: Neospora caninum
Lineage: Eukaryota; Apicomplexa; Conoidasida; Eucoccidiorida; Sarcocystidae
Exons: 4
Coding region: 1-621 (206 amino acids)
Molecular function (GO): calcium ion binding
Source: RefSeq, a predicted model, not a curated record